Messenger RNA from Lasiosphaeria miniovina, 1452 nucleotides. Its product is annotated as putative amidoligase enzyme-domain-containing protein. The transcript is spliced from 4 exons. Bases 221 to 1294 code for a protein of 357 amino acids. The record is from RefSeq and is a predicted model, not a curated record. Lineage: Eukaryota; Fungi; Ascomycota; Sordariomycetes; Sordariales; Lasiosphaeriaceae.
GGGGGGUUGGUCUUGGGGGGUAGCCACGUUGGAGACUAUCAGCAUGGCGGGCGGCUUCAAGCCCUCUGAGCCCAGCUUGACCGGAAUGCCACGUUCUUAUAAUAACCCUUAGCAAUGGCCAUAGAGAUAGGCCGUGUCACGGCCCGCCUUUUUCGAUAACGAAUUACAAGCCCAUCUUCUGCGUCAAUCGUCUUUUCCCUUUCUUCUCACCUGUCAAGCAAUGUGCGACUCGUACAGCUUCGGUGUUGAGAUCGAGCUCAUCGCGGCGCCUCACCGGGCCCAGUACCGGGCCGGACGAGCCGUGUACUAUGAGAAGCUCGCCGCCGAGCUCCGCUCCCGAGGGGCCCGGGCUGCUGCCGACAGGCUUGACGGGAGUUACGCCAAGCAUCCAGAGCAUUAUGACAAGUGGUGGAUUACCAAGGACGGCUCGCUAGGGAACCCCGAUCAUCCUCUAAUCCCCCUGGAGGCCGUCUCCCCCAUCCUCGACACGGCGUACUUCUGGGAGCGCGACAUCGACACCUUCUGGAACGCGUGGAACUGCGUGUUCCGCAUACCCGACUCUUCGCGCCUCUGCGGAAGCCACGUGCACGUGUCCCCGUCCCCGUCCAAGCGCUUCACCGUCGCCCAGCUUCAGGGCCUUGCGUUCGGCGUCGUCUACUACGAAGAGGAAGUCUUGCAGCUGCUGCCCUGGUACCGCCGCGAGAACAACUACUGCCAGCCGAACUCGGAGCACUCGGCCGCGCUGCAGGAGAUCGCCGACGACGACGACGUGACGCCGGUGGAGGUCUGGGACACGAUCCGGCGGACGACUUCGCGGCGCGAGAUCCGCGACCUGAUGCAGUACCGCACGGGGUCGAGCAAGGACCGCUACGUGCUGUGGAACUUUGACAAUGUGCUCGACGGCAAGUCGGGGUCGGUCGAGUUCCGCGGGGGCAGGGAUCUGCGAGGCCCGGUCCGGACGAAGCGGUGGAUUGCAUUUGUGGUGGCGUUUGCCCAUUUCUGCAUCAGCCAAAACUUUCACAGCUGGCCGCGAUAUCGUUUUAGAGAGCCAAACAUUCAGCAGUUCUGGAGGGGACUGCGUGAUGCAGCCCAGGCCAUCGGUGUCAAGAAUAGUCUCCCUUCUGACUGGCGGGCCAUGGCGGAGAUAACGAGUGACGGCUUGAAUGAGGGACUGUGCGACUUUGACGACUCCGACUUUGAUAACGACUCCAUGAUGAGCAAGUCUGACUCGGAUUUCACUGAGUCUGACUAUUCGGGUAGCGACUCAGAUAGCGACUCGGACACUGGGUGGUAGGAUAGACAGGCAACUAAUACUGGUGCAGGGGAGCCGGAUUGUACUAGACUGUAGGGAAUUGAUACAGGACGUGAGAUUAUCGGAUACUCAAUUUCAUCGAGAGUUGUUGCAAGCAUGCUCAUGAUCUUUAACCAUGAUGGUGGUUUAUAAAUGAAACG